UUAUGCAACUCCUUAGCAUAAGCUUCUGGCAUGGCUCUUAUGCUUCCCUUGUACUAAGACCGUCCAAAAUAGCAACAAGAAGACAUGUAACUAAAGACACAGCAGGAGUGUAGGAAUUCACCCAGGCCUUGGAUGUUCUAAAGAUUGAACAAUUCUUCAUUUUAAACCUUCCAAAAUGCUAAGCAUAAUGUAUUUUCUUCGGAGCUUCUUCAAGACCCCAGAGCCAGUUGAAAACUACAUCAGUGAAGGAGAGUUUGAAGAUGAUCUGAGUUCUUCUACCCCGAGCACGAUAGAGCUGGAGAUACGUGGAUCCAGCCAAGAAACAGAUGAAGAUUAUUUUGAGACCCUGUCACAUCAGAGUGGAUCUUUGUCAGAUGUAAAAACUGAGCCUUAUGAGAGUGCAUCAGACACAGAAUCUGUUUCCAGUGAUGUAACUGGGGAAACUUGCUUGGAUUCAAACUGCCUUUUUACUGAAAAAGAAAAUCUGUGCUGUAGUCUUCCUAAAGCAAAGGCAGAUGAACUUACGUGCUCAAGUCAACCAGAAUUUACCCAGCAGGUGUGGUUAGAAGUGUCCUCCAAAAUAAAAGCAGCACCAAGCAAAACUGAAUUUUGCAUACAAUCUGCGAGGUCAGAAGGUAAAGAAUUAGGUGAUGAAGAGCUAACAUUAACUAGUGAUAUUUCCAACACAGAGAACCAAGUCAGUGAAGAGGGCAUUAUAUCACAGACAAAUAGAAAGGUUGUAGCAGUAUUGCAAGAUAAAGCAGAGUUUGAAAGCAGUGAAGUGCAGUCCUGUACCAACUCAGUACCUACAGAAGAUGAUGUUACAAGACAGAAGGAACAUCCUGCAGUAUUAAGCAUUGCUUGUUUCAAAGCAAACUCAGAAAGUUGUUUGAUUUUUCCUGAGGUACAGCAAUCUUCUUUCCGGUCAGAUGCAGCAUCAAGCUGUAGUUUGCCUAAUCUUCAUUUUGAAAAAAAUGGACCUAACCGUAAAAGUUACACUGGGACAUCUGACUGUAAGUGUGAAUUAGAAUCUAUGUCCAGUAUAAAAUGCAGCAGGAGGAACUCAGUUGAUAGUGAGGAAACUACAGGUAAAAGGAUAAAACAUGGAAGUACAGAGACCAUGUUGACAUCAGAUUCAUUCUUUUACCAGACUUGCUUCAAACCAAAAUCUCAGCCACCACUCACAGGGUCAGAGAUUACUGAAAGUAAAACAUGGCACAGUGUACCUGAAAAUAUCAGUGCUCAAAGCAAGACAGAAUAUGUGGGGAACUGUAUUCAUCUGGCAGACAAAUUUAGAUGGUCAUGUUCCAGAAUACAUCUUCAAGGGCUGGAUUUUGAAUACACUUGGAAAAACUUAGGAAGGGUACCUUUAAGCCCUGAAAAGGCAAUAAAAGUAGAGGGAAAAUUUGGCAUAAAAAGAUCUCUUCUUGAUACUGACAUAGACUCAAAUAAGUGUCAGGUUUCUCAACCAGCAGGCUCUCCCCAGUGCAUUGAUUAUUAUUUGCACUCUAAAUCAGAGACGUGUGGCCUUAGCCCAGAAUCAGUAGGUACAUGUGCUCGUAGCUUAGCUUCUACACAGAUUGAUGCUUGUGAGUGUAAUCUGAAACAAAAGGAGACUUCAUCUGCCCCGGACUGUAAGCCAGUGAUCAUAAAUGCUGAAGAACUUAUAAAAAGUGACCAGUACAAAGGUGAAAGAGAUCUGGAAGCAGACAAAUUCCCUUGUGAUAUUGAUGUUGAAUCUAGCAUUGGUGACACUGAGAACCUAGCAGCUUGUCACAUAGGUUUUCCAGCUGUUGUGGAAAAUAGAGAUUGUGAUUGUUCUGUGAACUAUGUUCCCACUGGUAGAAUACAGCAGAAAAGUUUGAAGGAGAAUGACCUUGAAUCUGAACUUUCAGGCAUGGAGAUCAUGGUAGGGGAAAGAUGCGUAGAUGAUUCUUCUAACCUUGACUUCUGUUGUGAAGUUCUGGAAAACACAUUGCAACCAGGUGGCAGUAACACUGGGACAGAGCACAAAGAGUCAAUGCGGCAAAAUACAAGUUGCAAAACUGGUGCCUUAAAGAGUCACUCUGAGCUAGUAACAAAUGAACAUCCUACUCAUAAAGGAAAGGAUAAAGACAGUGUCUUUGCUGUUGAAAUGACUCCCAGAUCAGAUUACAUAAACCAGAGAAGGCACUUAAUGACUCUUCCAGAGUUAAAGCCUGCCCUAAUUAUAGUAUCUGUAGAGCAGAAAGCAUUACAGUCCAAGACACUGAAAGAUAACCUUCCUGCUGAAGUGGUAACUGGAACAUUGAGAAAUGUAGUGAGCAAGGAUUUGAUGUCUCCUCAUACUGUCAGCAAAGCUCAUGAUGAGCCAGAGAGAGUUCUGAGUGAAAGCUGUAGCUGUGAAGAACAAAUUGUGGCCACUCACCCCAUUCCUGGUAGUGCAGAGGUACUCCCUGGUACGGAUACAGCUGAAGAAAAACUAGAAGUUUCACAAAAGAAAAGAGAGAAAACAGAUGCUGUUUCAUCCUUAGGGUUCACUUGUAGUAAUUCCUCGGUAACAAGUGCAAAAGUGGAACACAGGAGUGUUACUGUACCACCGGGCAAUGAUAUACUUAUUGCAGAAAGUCAGGCAGAUCAGUGUGAAGAAGCACUCUUAAAAUCACAUAAUAGAAGUGGUGAUGUGAUCUCUGAGAGAGAGCCGUGCAGAACAAAGACUGGUUUUGAAUUAGAGGCAGAACAGUUCAGAAAGUCAUGGAGUGAAACAGGAGAUGACCAGGUGUCUAAGGAAGAAGAAUUCAAAGCACGUCAAGGCAGAGAGGAAGACUUAUAUAUAACUAGUGCAGUAACACUGGAAACAUGCAGUGUAAGCAGUUUGUGUCAGGGAGAUGGUGCUGAUGUUGCCCUUCAAGAGCCCAGCAUCAUUUCUGAACAAGCAGUAGGCAGGCAAGGAAGUGAAGGCUGUAAUGGUUCAAAGGAACAAAGAGGUAUUUGUGAAGAACCUUCUCCUAGUGAAGGAAAGGAGGGCUCUCCUGCAAAAGACACAGCUAACCCUAGCAAAGAUGGGACACUGAAUCUAGAUGUGUCUGAUGUCUUUAACUAUUCUGCGAAAAGGGAGACCCAUAACACUUGCAUGCUGGGCCUAGAUAAUAUAAGUACCUGCAGCACUAACAGCGAGGAAAUGGAUGAGAACUCUUUCCACAUCCUGGGAAGUAACAGCAGUCUCCAUAAAGCUGUGCAAAAGCCAACAAAGAAUGGGAAUAGUGGGAAAGCUUCCAGGUUUUUAGUAUUCUCAAAAAUGACAUCCUUCCGGAAAACUAAGCCUGCCACAGCAGAAAAUCAGGGAAGUAGCAGCUUCUUUGGCAGCAAGGCAAAGAUGGAAGAACUGGAUGCUGGGAAAGAGGAUGAAGACACUGAAAGUUUACAGUCUUUCAAAAGUUGCUCAUCUGGUUCAGCCUUCCACAGGAAGGAAAGCUACACCUCUGAGUACUCCGAUGACGAUGAUUUAUUCUAUGAGAGACCUGCAGGAUUAUUCAACAGAAUGAGCCUGAGGAAGGCUUCUGGCUCUGGUCGGAUACUGAUGGAAGGUGUAGAUACAAAUUCAACUUCUCCCACACUGGCUACUGUCAAAUAUGCAGAUCGACAAGUUUCAGGUUCAUCUGAAAACAAUGACAGUGAACCUGUGGAAUACUCUGGGAUUAGAAAAUCUUUCCCUGAAAAUGAAUACAAAAGAAACAAAAACCCUGAGGGUAAGAAGUUCAGGACAAGGUUGGCCUUGGCACACAAAUCCCUCUCAAGCUUAUUUGAAUCCAGAUCUCCAGAAAAGGAAAAUACUGAGCAAAGCUCAAGAGUAUCACUGAAAAAUGAAAAGGAGAAAGCCAAACUUCGCCAGAGCACCUGGAAAGCUUUUCUAAAAAACAAGGAGGCAGAUGGACUAAAAAGGCCUGUUUUAGCAAGUUUAUCACCAACACAGGAGAGUCUUAAUGCAAUUAGCAGCCACGUAAUGAGAACAAUGUCAGUAGAGCAACAGGAUAGUUCCAAUGGGCACACAUUUUUUAAAACAGAAACAGCUAAUGGCUCCUCAACAGACACCAACUAUUUUGACACCUCUGUGGAGCCUGUUGAUGUCUCUUCACCUGCAGGUAUAUGGAGAAAACGAAUACAGUCCCAUGACUUGGGCAUAAGAUACUCACAGAGUUCAGACUGUGAUGAACAACAGGAGGCUCUGAGCAACAGUUUAAAUACUUCUCUAGAGGAAUACUGGAUGAAAUCUCCAUUUAGCCCCACUGACUUGCAGCUGCCAUUUAGUCAGUCAAGUCCAUCAUGUCCCCAGCUCUCAAAUUCUGAUGGUAAAGACAUGCCUUGUAGGCCCAUGAGUCCUAAACCGCAGAGUCCACGAUCCACCUCUCAACACAAGAGCUUCCGCUAUCCUGGAAGAAUAUGUGCCACUUCGAUGAUCUCUCUUGGGAACAGCUCUGCAGUUGAAAGCAAUUUAGAGGCUCCUGAGAGACCAAAGACAUUGAAACCCAGAGGUAGUCUCUUACUUUCUGUACACUCAUUGGACAACGAAUACCAGAGGGAUGACAGUGGCAUAAGCAGUCAAUCCCAGAUCAGCUUAAACACAGCUUCUUCCAUUAGUGACAUGCUCCGACAUGAGGAGUCUAAACAGCAAUGUCAAACACCACCUGAAAAAAGGCCAAAUGAGAAGUGGGUUCCCCAUCGCAAAAGGAGGCCCCCCCAGGUUCCACCAUUCCCACACCCUAUCUCCACCCUUGAGAGCAAAGCCUGGAGGCUUUCCUUCCUUGCUCCAGAUGAAAAAGCCAAGGACAUUCCAGAGAGGAGGAGGAAGAGACCUAAACCCCUCUAUAAGUGCUUCAGCUUUGAUGAUGUUUGGAUGGAGAGGAACCAAAAAAGGAAGCUAGAGAAGGAGACACAGCCAGAGAGAGGGAUUCAAUUGCAACACCUCCCAGAGGACCAGUUAAAAGCUGGAAUAAGUCCAUCCAUCACGUCUGCUGUUGCCUUUGACAUCCUACCACUGAAACUGUAUCCAUUUUCCCAGAGCACUCCGACAGGCUUAGACUGCGUGGGCUGGAAACAGUGCAUCUCCUCUCCUGUGAUUGCUGAUGGGCCACUGGAUAAGACAGCUCUAACAGACGAUGUGGGAAGUGAGGAGGACCUGUAUGAGGACUUCCGGAGCUCCAACCACCGCUACGGCCACCCUGGGGGAGGCGGAGAGCAGCUUGCCAUCAAUGAGCUCAUCAGUGAUGGCAGUGUGGUGUAUGCAGAAGCCCUCUGGGACCACGUCACGAUGGAUGACCAAGAGCUGGGAUUCAAGGCCGGCGAUGUCAUUGAAGUAAUGGAUGCUGCCAACAAGGAGUGGUGGUGGGGGAGGAUUCUGGACAGCGAAGGCUGGUUUCCAGCCAGCUUUGUACGGCUGCGAGUAAACCAGGAUGAACCCAUGGAAGAUUAUCCCCUGAAGGUAGAGGGUGGCAAAGAGGACGACUCUAGCAGUGGCACCCGCCGCUUUGGGAUGGGGCAGACCACCAAAGACCAAAUGAGGACCAACGUCAUCAAUGAGAUCAUAAGCACAGAGAGAGACUACAUCAAGCAUCUGAAAGACAUUUGUGAGGGUUACAUUAAGCAGUGCCGCAAAAGAGCUGACAUGUUUACAGAAGAACAGCUGAAGACAAUCUUUGGGAAUAUUGAGGACAUCUACAGGUGCCAGAAGAAAUUUGUUAAAGCACUAGAGAAGAAAUUCAACAAAGACCACCCACAUUUGAGUGAGGUUGGCUCAUGCUUCUUGGAAUAUCAAACAGAGUUUCAGAUAUACUCUGAAUACUGCAACAACCACCCCAAUGCCUGCAUGGAGCUGUCCCGCCUCACCAAAGUUAACAAGUACGUCUACUUCUUUGAAGCCUGCCGCCUGCUGCAGAAGAUGAUUGACAUCUCUCUGGAUGGGUUUUUGCUGACUCCUGUGCAGAAAAUCUGCAAAUAUCCACUGCAACUUGCUGAACUGCUCAAAUACACCAACCCCCAACACAGGGAUUUUAAAGAUGUCGAAGCUGCCUUAAAUGCCAUGAAGAACGUUGCUCGGCUCAUCAAUGAGAGAAAGCGGCGACUGGAGAACAUUGACAAAAUUGCUCAGUGGCAGAGUUCAAUAGAAGACUGGGAGGGUGAAGAUGUCCUAGUCAGAAGCUCAGAACUCAUCUAUUCUGGGGAAUUAACCAAAAUCUCCCACCCUCAAGCCAAGAGCCAACAGAGGAUGUUCUUCCUCUUUGAUCACCAGCUUGUCUGCUGCAAGAAGGACCUUCUGCGCCGGGACAUCUUGUAUUAUAAGAGUCGGAUCAACAUGGAUGAUAUGGAAAUAGUGGAUGUAGAAGAUGGGAAAGACAAGGACUUCAAUCUCAGUGUGAAAAAUGCAUUUAAGUUGCACUGCCAAGACACUGAGGAAGUCCACUUAUUCUGUGCAAAAAAGCCUGAGCAGAAACAGCGCUGGCUGAAGGCAUUUGAGAAUGAAAGGAGACAGGUUCAGCUCGACCAGGAGACAGGUUUUUCAAUCACAGAGGUGCAGAAAAAGCAGGCAAUGCUGAAUGCCAGCAAGCAGCACCAUACUGGGAAGCCUAAGGCUGUCACCAGGCCAUACUAUGACUUUCUGAUGCGCCAGAAGCAUCCCACCCUGCCUACUACACUCCCUCAGCAGCAAGUCUUCAUGCUGGCAGAGCCCAAGCGCAAGCCCUCAAACUUCUGGCAGAACAUCAGCAGGCUGACGCCCUUCCGGAAAUAAGGGCAGCCCCAUGUUUGUGCCUGAACCCCUUCUGAGAAAGCACUUUAUCUGUCAGUCCUGGGAGGUGGAGCCCAGGUUCUUCCAAUCCUUUGUUUACAGAGGAUGGCACAUGUGCUCCUGCCUUCCCUAUUUAUUUUGCAGACCAACUGACCACACUGGCUCUGAGGUGAGAUGCUGUGUGUGUGCUUGCACACAUGUGCAUUUGUGCCAGUCCCAUCAAGCCAGCCUUGCACAGUGCCCAAGAGGCAAACUUCCAGGAAGAGAUCACAGGAUGAGCCUGACAUGUCUCAUCUGAAAAGAUUUUGCUUGUCAGCUGUACUUUGAUUCACUCCUUCCUGCUGUGAACACUACUGCUGUCUGGCAGCUGUCAGAGAGGGGGUCGCAGCUGAUACACCUGCCAGCUCUGUGUCCACUGACUUGCACAGAACAACAGUUCAGAGUCACUGACAUGAUACUUUUUUCCAUGGAGGGAUAAACCCUUCUGCUCUCUGCCCACCCCUACUCCCCACAUUUCUCAGAGACAUGAUCCUCUUAUACACAUCUAAUUCAGUUAGCCUUUGCAGGCACUCAAGACAACAGUGAGUAUUGCACUGUGACCUUUUCCUUUCCUUUAGUUCCAACACCACUGAUGAACUAUCUAGUACAUUAAACUGUGCCAAUCAACCUGCAGCAUGAGUAAAGUUCAAGAAUCGCUCUAGUGGGUUUGAGUUACAUGUUAGAGAAAAAUGUGCCUAAUUAAUACUAUACUCAGUUCCUUAGAUUCUCGUCUCUGCAUCAUUCUGCCGUAUUUCCUGGCCAAUGAAAAUGCUCAUUGUUUGUAAUGUGUUUAUUUAUGGUAAAAAUCAGAACUGUGUAUUUUGUAAGUCUGUAAUUGUUCUUGUCAGAUGUUAACUUGAUGCCUGUCUUUUUUUUUUUUUUUUUAAGUAAGGUCAAUAUUUGCAAACCUAGCUCCCAGAAGUCAGAGUCUACAGUUGAACUCUGAAAGACUAAACCCAUGACUGUUACGCAAACUUCCACAGGCCUUCAUUUCAAGGGGUGUUAUUGCAGGUUUUUGACACCUUUAAAAAAAUGGAAAGCCACUUUAAAAAGGCCUAAAUUUGGCAUUAGGAGUCUCACUAAGUACCCAAGUUUCAAACUGUGGCCAAAAAGAAUUAAUUUAAAACUUGGUUAGCAAAAGGAAAGAUUUGCCUUACCAUAGUGAGAGUUAGAAGCCAUACUGACUGAAUUCCCUAGCUUAAGAGACAUCCUGUGACACUGGAAGGAAGACACCUGCUCAUUCCAACAUGAUGCUAGUGUGAGUGAGCACUAACUGUCUGCAGAGCUCAGAAAUCCAGUGUUUGUUGAUGCUGUAGCUGACCAAAGUCUGGUCAUCCACAGAUAUCUGAAUUCAGUAGCAUGUACAAAGUCAUUCUUGCACUAUAUCUUAUCUUCCCCCCAGACCAGGGGCAACAUUUAAUUUCAUAAAGAAACUUGUAAAAGUGACUUUCA
This is a messenger RNA of Harpia harpyja (harpy eagle), 8251 nucleotides long. RefSeq names its product Rho guanine nucleotide exchange factor 4 (gene ARHGEF4). The record is from RefSeq and is a predicted model, not a curated record. The transcript is spliced from 14 exons. Gene Ontology annotation, biological process: intracellular signal transduction. NCBI's taxonomy places the organism in Eukaryota, Metazoa, Chordata, Aves, Accipitriformes, Accipitridae. Bases 176 to 6763 code for a protein of 2195 amino acids. Gene Ontology annotation, molecular function: guanyl-nucleotide exchange factor activity; protein binding.